UUGUGGCGAGUGUAUACAAAGUUUUGGUUUGUAUUACAAAUAGAAAAGCCGGGGAUAAUCCAGGAUGGUGGUUGUGCCCAUUGGCUUUCAGCAUGCCUGACUACAAGUAUAAUGUGCUGGGGGUGGUGGUGGAGAUCUUCCCGCUGAAGAAGGCGGUGAUCAGCUUUCAGGAGGAUGGCCGGGAACAGCGCGCACUGCUCUGGGGCGAGCGGCUGGUGUGUGAGGAUGGCCGGCUCCUGCCCGAGCGCCGGCCCAUCGACACAGUGCUGGCUGUGGGCGAUAGUGUGCUCAUGGACUGCCACAUCUACGACAACAAGAACAGCCAGGACCGCUGCGACUGGUACGUGGCGCGCGCACAGCUGGCCUCGUCACCCCAGCCCAGCGACGUGGUUUCCAACGUGUCGGGCAAAGUGGACGAGCUGACGCGCACGCGCGGCUUCGUGGUGUUUCGGCAGCCGGGCCGGUCCGAGGAGCAGCGGGCGGUGUUCGUGGUGGCGCGGUAUUUCGCGCGCGGCCAGCGGCUGCCGGCCGGCAGUAGCCUGUUUGACCACCUGGAGGAGGACCAGGUGGUGAACAUGGACGCGGUGCACGGCGCCGGCCGGCUGGAGGCGGCCGGGUGGUACGCGCCGCUGGUGUGGCGCGGCCAGAAGCCGGACGUCCGCCUGGACCCGCAGCCGCCGCCGGAGGUGCUGGCCGAGGAGGAUGGCGGGGCGCUAGCGACCACCACGCUCGCCAGUUCCCUGCUGCCAGCGCUCAGCUCGGCCGACGCCCGCCGACGGUCGGCACCCGGCACGUCGCAGGACAAGUGGGGCUACGUGGCGAGCCUGCUGAGCGCCGAGUACGGCUUGCUCAUGUGCCAGGUGGCGCCGCGCCGCUACGAGAGCGUGCUCUUCCACAACAGCGUAGCGCACCUCUCCAAUCUUAACCUCAAGAACUACGAUUUGCGCGCCAUCUUCAAGAAAGGAGACCACCUGCGAUUUGAAGCGGAGCCGUCUGACAACCCGGGGGUGUACCGGUGGCGGGCGAGCAGUGUCUGGGUGGACAUGUCGCAGGCGAACGGAAGCGAUGCGAUCUGGAGUGACCCUGGCGGCUCUGUGGGAAACUAAGACCCGCUCCGAUCCCUCGGGGUGGCGCAGUGAUCGUGGUGUGAUAGCUUUCGCAUGCGGGCGGUAGACGUUAAGAGGCGGCACGACUGUGAUAAUUGCCAGUGUCAUUCCCGCCGAGCCAGUAUUUCCUCAACGUGCGUGCGCUUCGCAGACAUAUUCAGAGUGUAAUGUGGUCUGGGGACGGACCUGAUAUGUCUUGGUAUCACGGGGUGCUACGCGGUAUGCCGGCACAAUGGGCAAGUGGCAUGCUGGUGUGGGGGUGUGCAUUAGAGCUGGACGUUCGGUUAUUUGUUAUUGCUCCCUGAAUUAUAGAGGAUUAAGGUCGGAUACGUAAGGUUCAGUGACACCGGGUUCGACUCUCUGGAAGAACAAGCCGCUUUACAGUGGGGGAUUUACCGCUUGUGUAUCAUACUUCUUGGGUCCCCUCUUGAAAACAAAUCGUUGCCGCAUUCCAUUGGGCAUGAUAAAAAUGUUUGUCAUACGAAAUUUGUCGUGAGGUUCAACAACAAAUGUCACUUCCACGCAUACAGUAGAAACAAUGCCCUAGCCGGGCUUAGCAUAUUUUUUUACUUUCUUACACAUGUGGCGAAAAAAAAAUAACUGACCCCCUUUGCUGGUCUUGGACAACGAUGCUUCUUUCCGACCUCUUGUUCUCGCAGUCUGAAAACUAUGUUUGCCCCGCCCAACAGUACGUUCCCUGAGUGCGUAUGUAAGCAACGUAUUUUAAACAACGUUGGAUGCAAUGCCUUCAUUAGAUGUGCUUAAAUCGAUCGAGCGUAAACCUGAGCCUGAAUUUUAUGAUUUUGCAAAGAAUACUAACCAAUAGAAGUGGCAUGCAAUAGGAGUUCCAUGGUACGUUCAGAUAUGGUAAAAGAAAAGCAACAGGACAACUACAUUGCUAAUUGGGCGAGUCGGGGCAAGGCGUCGCACAUUGUUCCAUUUUGUUCUGUUUUUUCUUUCUUCUUUGUUCUGUUUUUAACAUUCCAAAGAGCUUUUGGUUGUUCUGUGAAAACUGUAAAAAUCGAAGGUGAACGUGGAACGCAUACCCCUAAGUAUAUGAAUGUCGAAAUCAAGCCAAACUAUCAGCGAUAGUAUGUGUGUACUUGACCGUGAUUGUCUGUGUAUGUGUGCUAGCGGUCACUGAACUGCCCGGGGUAUGUUUGCACUGCUUCGGCCGCCGUUAUAAGGGGUUCACCUCUCUUCGAAUGGUGCGCAAUGCUUUCUUUUUCCUCUGGUCGCUGGCGCACAUAAUUAGCUCGCACAUACAAUCCAGAAUACACAUUUA
Messenger RNA from Pollicipes pollicipes, 2391 nucleotides. RefSeq lists its product as uncharacterized. The transcript is spliced from 4 exons. NCBI's taxonomy places the organism in Eukaryota, Metazoa, Arthropoda, Thecostraca, Pollicipedomorpha, Pollicipedidae. The record is from RefSeq and is a predicted model, not a curated record. The coding region runs from base 93 to 1106 and encodes 337 amino acids.